Dromaius novaehollandiae (emu) is the source of this 10588-nucleotide messenger RNA. RefSeq names its product kinesin family member 1A (gene KIF1A). Lineage: Eukaryota; Metazoa; Chordata; Aves; Casuariiformes; Dromaiidae. The transcript is spliced from 50 exons. The coding region runs from base 226 to 5688 and encodes 1820 amino acids. The record is from RefSeq and is a predicted model, not a curated record. Gene Ontology annotation, biological process: microtubule-based movement. Gene Ontology annotation, molecular function: microtubule motor activity; microtubule binding; ATP binding.
AGCCAACCAGCGCGCGGGGGGCGGGGACCCGCAGGGACGCAGCCGCCGCCAGCCCGCAGCCGCCGGGUACCGCGGUUCGGCUCGGCGCGGCUCGGCUCGGCGCGGCGCGGCCCCAUGCCGGCGUCCCCCGCCCGCGGCUGAGCGCGGCCACCCGCUGAGCCGGGCACAGGACACUCCUCCUGUGGCUCCACUCCCCGUUAGCAGCACCCACCUCCGGCCGGCAAGAUGGCGGGAGCGUCCGUGAAGGUGGCGGUGAGAGUGCGGCCGUUCAACUCCCGGGAAAUGAGCCGGGAAUCCAAAUGCAUUAUCCAGAUGUCAGGAAGCACCACAACUAUCCUGAAUCCAAAGCAGCCCAAAGAGACACCAAAAAGCUUCAGCUUUGACUAUUCCUACUGGUCCCAUACCACGCCCGCAGACAUCAAUUAUGCAUCUCAGAAGCAGGUGUACCGCGACAUUGGCGAGGAGAUGUUGCAACAUGCCUUUGAAGGCUAUAAUGUCUGCAUCUUUGCCUAUGGGCAGACAGGUGCUGGAAAAUCCUACACCAUGAUGGGGAAGCAAGAGAAGGACCAGCAAGGCAUUAUUCCACAGCUCUGCGAGGACCUCUUCUCCCGAAUCAAUGACACGACGAAUGACAACAUGUCCUAUUCCGUGGAGGUGAGCUACAUGGAGAUAUACUGUGAGCGUGUGAGGGACCUCCUGAACCCCAAGAACAAAGGCAACCUGCGGGUGAGGGAGCACCCCCUUAUGGGCCCAUAUGUUGAAGACCUCUCCAAGCUGGCUGUGACCUCCUACAAUGACAUCCAGGACCUCAUGGACUCUGGCAAUAAGGCCCGCACAGUGGCUGCCACCAACAUGAAUGAAACCAGCAGCCGCUCCCAUGCCGUGUUCAACAUAAUCUUCACUCAGAAACGGCAUGACGCUGAAACGGACAUCACCACCGAGAAGGUCAGCAAAAUCAGCCUGGUGGAUCUGGCGGGGAGUGAGCGAGCUGACUCCACUGGUGCAAAGGGCACAAGACUAAAGGAAGGAGCAAACAUCAACAAGUCCUUGACCACGCUGGGGAAAGUCAUCUCUGCUCUGGCUGAAAUGGAUUCGGGGCCAAAUAAGAACAAAAAGAAGAAGAAGACAGAUUUCAUCCCGUACCGGGACUCUGUGCUGACCUGGCUGCUCCGGGAGAACCUGGGGGGCAACUCCAGGACUGCGAUGGUCGCUGCUCUCAGUCCUGCCGAUAUCAACUAUGAUGAGACCCUCAGCACUUUAAGGUACGCUGACCGUGCCAAGCAGAUCCGAUGCAAUGCUGUCAUCAAUGAGGACCCGAACAACAAGCUCAUCCGGGAGCUGAAGGAUGAGGUGGCACGCCUGCGUGACCUGCUGUAUGCCCAGGGUCUCGGGGACAUCAUUGACACCAACCCUGCUGCAGGAGGAUCCAAAUAUGUGUCCGACUUUGAGAACAAUAACGGUAACCCUAGAGUGGCUGAACUGAGUCAACGCCAUGACAAUCUCUCCACAGUGACCAAUGCCAUUGCCGGGAUCAGCCCCUCUUCCUCCCUGUCAGCCCUGUCCAGCCGAGCUGCCUCUGUCGCCAGCCUCCACGAGCGCAUCAUGUUUGCUCCAGGCAGCGAAGAGGCUAUCGAAAGGCUCAAGGAAACGGAGAAGAUCAUUGCUGAGCUGAAUGAGACUUGGGAGGAGAAGCUGCGGAGGACAGAAGCCAUCCGGAUGGAGAGGGAAGCAUUGCUGGCCGAAAUGGGGGUGGCCAUGAGGGAGGACGGAGGCACCUUGGGUGUUUUCUCUCCUAAAAAGACGCCCCACUUGGUCAACCUGAAUGAGGACCCGCUCAUGUCUGAGUGCCUUCUCUACUAUAUCAAGGAUGGGAUAACAAGGGUUGGCCGGGAAGAUGCAGAGAAGAGACAGGACAUUGUUCUCAGCGGACACUUCAUUAAAGAAGAGCACUGCCUUUUCCGCAGCGAUACAAGGACCAGCGGUGAAGUAAUAGUGACCUUAGAGCCUUGUGAAGGCGCUGACACCUAUGUGAAUGGCAAAAAAGUGACGGAGCCCAGCAUCCUGCGAUCAGGAAACCGCAUCAUCAUGGGGAAGAGCCAUGUGUUCCGGUUCAAUCACCCUGAACAGGCCCGACAAGAGCGGGAGCGGACCCCAUGUGCAGAGACCCCCGCAGAGCCCGUGGACUGGGCCUUUGCGCAAAGAGAACUGCUGGAGAAACAGGGCAUCGACAUGAAGCAGGAGAUGGAGCAGAGGCUUCAGGAACUGGAGGACCAAUACCGGAGGGAGAGAGAAGAGGCGAAUUACCUUCUUGAGCAGCAGAGGCUGGACUAUGAGAGUAAACUGGAAGCUUUACAAAAGCAAAUGGACUCUAGGUAUUAUCCUGAGGCCAAUGAGGAAGAAGAAGAACCUGAAGAUGAAGUGCAGUGGACUGAGCGGGAGUUUGAGCUGGCCCUCUGGGCCUUCAGGAAAUGGAAGUGGUACCAGUUCACCUCGCUCCGUGACCUGCUCUGGGGCAAUGCCAUUUUCUUAAAAGAAGCCAAUGCCAUCAGUGUGGAGCUAAAGAAAAAAGUCCAGUUCCAGUUUGUGCUCCUCACAGACACACUGUAUUCACCUCUCCCUCCUGACCUCCUGCCUCCUGAUGCUGCCAAGGACCGGGAGAAGCGGCCAUUCCCCCGUACCAUUGUGGCCGUAGAGGUGCAGGACCAGAAGAAUGGAGCAACACAUUACUGGACCCUGGAAAAGCUCAGGCAGCGCCUGGACCUGAUGCGUGAAAUGUAUGACCGUGCAGCAGAAGUGCCUUCUAGCGUCAUCGAGGACUGUGACAAUGUGGUGACUGGCGGAGACCCUUUCUACGACCGCUUCCCGUGGUUCAGGCUGGUUGGCAGUUCAGAUAUCUCUGGCUGCAACAGCUCUCCUCUUUUCAACACAUGCAUGAGCGAGCGCAUGGCUGAUCUCACCCCCUCCCCCACCUUCUCGAACCCCGACUCCGACAUCACCGAGCCUGCUGACGAGCAGCACGAGGGGCAGGAGGAGGAGGAGGAGGCGGAGGACCUGGAGGAAGACAUCUUUCCGGAGUGCCCGCUGUGUGAUGGCCGGGAUCCAUUUUACGACCGCUCCCCCCUGUUCAGUUUAGUAGGAAGGGCCUUCGUGUACCUCAGCAACCUGCUCUACCCUGUGCCCCUGGUCCACCGCGUUGCCAUCGUCAGCGAGAAGGGCGAAGUGAAAGGCUUCCUGCGCGUGGCAGUCCAGGCCAUUUCAGCGGAUGAAGAAGCCCCAGAUUAUGGUUCAGGAGUGCGGCAGUCAGGGACAGCGAAAAUAUCCUUUGAUGACCAGCACUUUGAGAAGUUUCAGUCCGAGUCCUGCCCCCCAGUAGGAAUGUCUCGCUCGGGAACCUCCCAGGAGGAGCUGCGAAUUGUCGAAGGACAGGGGCAGAUCAGUGACAUGGGCCCGUCUGCAGACGAAGUCAACAACAACACGUGUGCAGUGACUCCAGAGGACCUUCUCUUGGAUAGCCCAGAGAAGUCUACAGUGGAUGGGCCUCUGGAAGCAGCUCUGGAUCACCUGAAGCUGGGCAGCAUUUUCACUUUCAGAGUCACUGUCCUCCAAGCCUCCAGCAUCUCAGCAGAAUACGCAGAUAUCUUCUGCCAGUUCAACUUCAUCCAUCGCCAUGACGAGGCCUUUUCAACAGAACCUUUGAAAAACACAGGGCGGGGGCCGCCUCUGGGUUUCUACCACGUGCAGAAUAUUGCCGUAGAGGUGACCAAGUCUUUCAUUGAAUACAUCAAGAGCCAACCAAUUGUAUUUGAAGUCUUUGGGCACUAUCAGCAGCAUCCCUUCCCACCUCUCUGCAAGGACGUCCUGAGCCCGCUGAGGCCAUCCCGGCGCCAUUUCCCCCGUGUCAUGCCGCUGUCCAAACCAGUGCCUGCAACGAAACUGAGCACUCUGACCCGUCCCAGUGCUGGGCCUUGCCAGUGCAAGUAUGAUCUGAUGGUCUUCUUUGAGAUCUGCGAGCUGGAGGCCAACGGCGACUACAUCCCUGCUGUUGUGGACCACCGUGGAGGCAUGCCAUGCCAUGGGACCUUCCUCCUCCACCAGGGUAUUCAGAGGAGAAUCACUGUCACCUUGGUGCAUGAAACAGGCAGCCUUAUCCGCUGGAAGGAAGUGCGAGAGCUAGUUGUGGGUCGGAUCCGGAACACCCCAGAAGCGGAUGAGUCUCUUAUUGACCCUAACAUCCUGUCCCUGAACAUCCUCUCAUCUGGAUACAUCCACCCCUCGCAGGAUGACCGGCAGUUUCUUGAUUCGGAUAUGCCUAGGACUUUUUACCAGUUUGAAACGGCGUGGGACAGCUCCAUGCACAACUCCUUGCUGCUCAAUCGCGUCACCCCGUACCGAGAGAAAAUCUACAUCACUCUUUCCGCAUACAUUGAGAUGGAGAACUGCACCCAGCCUGCGGUGAUCACCAAAGAUUUCUGCAUGGUUUUCUACUCCCGAGAUGCCAAGCUCCCUGCAUCCCGCUCCAUCCGCAACCUCUUUGGCAGCGGGAGCCUACGGGCCUCGGAGAGUAACCGUGUGACGGGAGUCUACGAGCUGAGCCUCUGCCGUGUGGCAGAUGCAGGCAGUCCAGGCAUGCAGAGACGGCGCCGGCGUGUGCUGGACACCUCUGUGGCCUACGUGCGGGGAGAGGAGAACCUGGCUGGCUGGCGGCCACGCAGUGACAGCCUCAUCCUUGACCAUCAGUGGGAACUGGAGAAACUCAGCCUCCUGCAAGAAGUGGAGAAGACAAGGCACUACCUGCUCCUGCGAGAGAAGCUCGAGACAACCCAGCGGUUGGGCCUGGAGAGCCUGUCCCCAUGCUCUAGCGAGGACUCUGAGUCCCGAAGCACCUCCUGCGUCUCCUCACCGCUCUCAGCCGAUGGGGCCCCGGAGAGCAGGACCUCUCCCCCCGAGACCCCCAGCGAGAGGCAGAAGGAACUGGCCGUGAAGUGCUUGCGUCUGCUCACGCACACUUUCAACAGAGAGUACAGCCACAGCCACGUCUGCAUCAGCGCCAGCGAAAGCAAGCUGUCCGAAAUGUCUGUGACCCUGAUGAGAGACCCUUCCAUGCCAGCCCUUGGUGUCACCACCCUCACCCCCUCCUCUACCUGCCCGUCACUGGUGGAAGGACGCUACAAUGCCAUGGAGGUCAGAACUCCACAGGUCUCCUCCAGGGCAGCGAGUCCUGAACUAGAGCCUGCAGUGGAAGGAGAGCAGAAGAAAUCCCCAGCCCGCCGACCUGAGGAAGAGAAGGAGCCCCAGCGUCUGUUGGUGCCCGACAUUCAGGAGAUCCGGGUCAGUCCCAUCGUCUCCAAGAAGGGCUACUUGCACUUCCUGGAGCCCCACACCAAUGGGUGGGUGAAGCGUUUCGUGGUGGUGAGGCGCCCUUACGUCUACAUCUACAACUCGGACAAGGACUCUGUUGAGAGGGCCAUCCUCAACCUGUCCAAGGCACAAGUGGAAUACAGCGAGGACCAGCAGGCCAUGCUCAAGACCCCGAACACGUUUGCAGUGUGCACGGAGCACCGGGGCAUCCUGCUGCAGGCAAGCAGCGACAAGGACAUGCACGACUGGCUCUAUGCGUUCAACCCUCUCCUGGCUGGAUCCAUAAGAUCCAAGCUGUCCAGAAGGAGAACAGCCCAGAUGAGAAUCUAACCUGAAAAACACCCUCCACCUCAUCCAUCUGCCAACAGGAUCAAGAUUGCUGAUUCUGUCCCAAGAGUCCCCAUGUUAACGUCCGAUCUCUCACACCAUCUGCUGCCCCAGCUGUCUGCUCCAUGGAAGGAUCCGUCUCGAUUUACACCUUCACGGGGGAAACUCAUUUCUGUUUGUAGCUGCAAAAGCCUGGUCCCGCCUGGGCAGGAUUUCUUGGGUGCAUGUGAUCUUCUGCCCAUCCCCUCAUGGGUGACCUUCAUGUCACACAAUCUAUAACGCUCCGGAAACGUUCCUUUUGGAGGGGAGGGAGCAAAGAGGAUAGUUUUGGUUAAAAGCUGGUCUUUGAUCUACAGAGGUAGGAGUGUUGGAAGGUUCAGAGGUGGGAAAUCAGGAGGAAUUGCUUCCACGUGAAGGGAAAGUGAUAGUUUAGUUAUGGGGAUUUCCUAACUUAUUCACGUUUCUACAAAAGAUGGCAGGGUGAAAUCAGGUGCCAGUAGUUUAAGAUUAUAUUUAUAAAGUAUUUAUUUCUAUUUACUUCAUAGAAUCCCAUAAAUUGGGUCCUUGCCCCUGAACAACGCCUCCCCUGGGCAGGGGAGAGCCUUGGCGGUAGGCUGGUGUGAAGGCCAUCCUGGGACCUCUCUCAGAGACACCUUCCCUGGGAGAGGUGGCAAACUGGAAGGCUCGUACCCCCAUGGUGCAGAUGUGCCUAGUGGCUGCAGAGCUAUCGCCUCCUGCCCCCCAUCCUUUCCCCCAACCCUCUGCUUUGCCCUCCAGAACUUAAACUACUUUUCCCUUGAGCCGUGACGGGACACUGCACUGUCUUCCCAAACGAGGCAAUUCCUACCUGCCCCAUCUACCUCUGGAGGGGGGAUCUAUGCCAUUUAGGAUGGCCAGGGCACCCACACUCGCACAGACAAGUCAACCCCCAUGGGGCACCCUGCCCUGUGGGAGAGUUGCACGUCGGUGCGGGUGUGCGGCAUGUACGUGCGCGUGUGUGUGCUGAGGGUGAGUGUGGUUUGGCUUCUUUUCUGCCCAGUGCCUGAAAUCCAGUCCCGCUGUGCUUGGUGACUGCAGCCAGAUGAGUGCUGGAGGGCCAGGGCCCAGGUUGGCUCUCGCAGAGCUAUGGCUGGGAGACAGGGCAGGGCCCUGACCCCGCUUCUCCCUGCUUUGGGAAAAGGAGGGCUCUGAAAUGCUGGCUCUGGGGACAGCUCUGCUGGUCAGCUCGCAAAGGGGUGUUGUUCCGGUCCUGAGGAGAGGCAGCUGCAUGCGGGCUCUCACUGUUUCUGGCAAAGAACCAAAAGUGAGUGAGCCAUCCUUGCCAUCUUGUCCUGGGCUGGGCCUGGGAACCCUGGAGCGCUUCCCCCCCUUUACCGCAGGACGCAUACCUGUCCAUCAGGGCUGCCUGGGGUCCUCAGGCCAUGGCCUCCUGCCAGUUGGCUGGGGAUGCUGAGGGAGAGGCUGGGACAGUCCCAUCUCUGCAGACAAUGACAGGGAGCACAUAGGUUUGGGUGGCUGUUUUCAAAGCUAGAUGGGAAAGUUCCCUGGGAGCUGGGCUUCAGAACAGCCAUCUCAACCCAGGUGGUUCCUCACUGCCCUUUUCUGAAAGGGUUUUUAUGUCCCUUCUCUUUCUUGCAGGAAGAAUAGGCUUGAAGCAGAUUGAAUGGGCAGCAGAGAGAAUGGUGUGGGGCUUUGGGGUGAGGACGGUGGGGAGGAGAGAGAGAUUGUGGCUUCUUUUUACUUUUGUAGCCGACAUUUUCUUAAUUCUCUUCCCCUGUUCCAAAAGUGAACUCCCACCUUCUUCCCCACCCCGUCUCUGUAGAUGACUUAAUCUGCUGCUGUAGAAUAGCUGUGCUAGCGUGGGAGACCUUCCCACAGCAGAGAUGGCUUCACUAAUAAGGUCUUCUCCUCCCUAGCAAAGACCUCACCCACCCGAUGACCUGGCUGUCACAUUUCUCACGUCCCUGCAGCAGCAGCUCUCUUUGUCUUGUUUGUCAGUUGUUUCACCAAUUGGGGGACGCUUUCCUUCAGGGCUCCCCGAGCAGCUGGUUGUGUCCCGUGCAACUCCAGGCAGGAACACGGGCAUCUUUCUCCGCACGUCUCCUGGGUCCUUUGCAGGGCCCCGCUUUGCUGUCACGCAUUCACAGCUGACCUUAAUUUGCACAGCACGGCUGCGCCUUGGUUCUCUGUGGCACGUCUCCACGCUGUCUGUUGUGUGUUGAAUGCUGUGUGUGGUUCUGAGUGGAGGUGGUCUCUCCAUGCUGUUUUCUCCUUUUUAAGCUUGUGUUGUGGAGGCAAGGACAUGUAGGACAGGGGUGGCAGGGGACUGAAGACAUCACAUGCAUACAGAGGCUUGCAAAGCCCUCCUUGUUGCUGUGCUGUGGUGUGAGCUGGGGCUCUGUGGCAACCCCAUGCAGCUGCCCUGGCCCCAGCCUCCUCUCCACUCAAAGGGACCAUGUGUGUCCAGGCACCGUUUAGCUUGGCUCUUGUCAUGCAAAGCUUUUUGGUUUUCUUCCUGAGCCCUUUUUGGUUGUGCCCAGCCUCACUCUGGCACCUCAGACAUUUCAUUCCCUCUCACAGAUCUGAAGUCACCACGGGGCUCAACCCCACGCUCCCUCUGUGUUCCCCUUUUCUGUGCCAUUCCUGCUCUCCCAGGCAGGCAGCAGCUUCAUCAUCCAGGAAAAGCUCUCAAUUUAGCCUUUUCCCUUAUAGUCAGUUUUAGAUACCUGGAGGUCGAUUUGUGUCCUUUAACGAAGGAGAAAUGCCUGCCUGUGGCCCUGUGGGUGACGAAAGGGCUUAAGCCACCCUGACUGGAGCAGAGCUCAGACUGCGAGCUAAGCAUAGGCACAGUCUUUGCUGAACAGGGCUCGGCUGCUAAAUUCAGAUUUCAGAUAAAGCAUCCCUCCCCUUAGAAACAUAAUUGGCCUUAAAUCCUCAGGGGAGGGUAGCAAGGCUUUCCUUCUCCAUGUCCUGUCCUCUCCUGCUCACUAGCCAAAACUGCUCUUAAAGAGCUGAUCUGCCUCCAGGCAGCCGUGACCAUAGCAGCACAUGGUAGUUUCUGUUGUGGGCUUCUUUAACACCUACCAAUUCCCCCCACAACAGUCCUCCUGCCUUCACGGGGCUUUGCAUCAGGCCCUUGGCAAAGACCAGUUGGUAUAAGCCCAAAUUUUAACAUCACUUACAGCCACAGGCUGGUUAAUUGAGACACCAGGUUCCCCAGCGGAGAGGAGAAGGCUCUUCUAGGGUGAAGGCAGCUUCUAGUGGAGACUGUGCCUUCCUAUGGAGACAGGAUCUGUGUCUGCCAGGGACCAGACAUGGAUUCACUGGAGAUGUCAGGAGUACCAGUGCCAGUGCUGCGUUCUCUAGGGCAGCUGCCUGGAGAAAGGGGCUGUCAGCAGUCCUUGGGAGGGAUCGUGGGUGGGAUCGUGCCUCAGGUCUGUGAUCCUGAGGCACAUGACCUGGGUGUGGAGAAAAGCCUGGUUUCACCCAGUCAGAGCUGAAGUGUGCCUGAGGCCAGCAAACCUGCAGAGCACACAACUCAGCUAGAUGAGGGAACCAGGGCCCAAUCCAAGACCUGCUGAGGUCAAGAGGAAUUUUUUCCAUUGACCAUACUUGGCUCUGGAGUGGGCCCUAGCUGAAAAGAUCUGCUGUUGAGGAGUUAAGAAGAAAUGCCUACUCACAGGAUGCCUUUGGCUUCACUGUAAAAUGCCCCAACACCUGCAAAGCGCAGCUCACAAGGGCUAUUUUUAUCAUAUUACCAGUUAUGUGGCUUCUCUCUUGCUGUCACCACAUGCUUUCCUAAAUUUCUCAGCCCUGCUGUGGAGCCCACUCUCCACCCCCAGAAACUCAAGGUCCAAUUCACACCCCUGCCCACAGAGAAGUGCAGAAUUAACACCGUUCAUCUCCUUUAUGAAACAGGAAGUCCACAUUUAGGCACAACUUUUAGCCCCCAUCAGAACAAAGGCAUGGAAAUUUCAUGAGAAGAGCAAGGGGAACUGACCCAGCAAUCCCGUUGUAGGUGAUCUCAGGGAGAGGGAUUGGAAAAGCUGCUAACAGCUGAGGGCUGAGCUGGCCACUUGGAAGGAUGAUCACUGCUGAGCUUGACAGAGCCAGCCUGGGGAAACUCAGGCCUGUGAGACGCAAUGGUGUCACUCGGGUUAGCCGUGAUGUGUAGGAAGCGAGGGUGAGAGGCAGCUUCAUGGCACAAGCGUCACUGGCUGCUCCUCGGCCAGUGCAGCCAAUUCUCUGACUGGUUUUUGUCACCCAAAGGCCCAAGGUGGGGCCUCUGCCUGAGACGACUGUUGGGACAAACGCAAGGCGCAGGGGGCUGCCCAGGCUGCUGCUGCAGAUGGGCCGCUCGUCUGGGCAGCUGCACAGAAGUGAACAGAAGAGGUUGGCUGCGGUGGAAGACACCCGCAUGGCGGUCCUGGCCCCUCCUGGUAAGGCAGAGGCACGUCAGCACCCCCAAACAGCACCGGCCCGUCGGUCUCGCAGCCUGGUACGCUCUUGCGCCUCCGUCUCGUGCUCGACGAGCCGUACGAAGGAAUUCCUCGCUGUUCACGAGAUGCGACUUGUAUAAGAUCCUACUGUGAACGAAGGAGGUUGCGGUUAAUUUAAUUUCGUUUCUUUUUCUUUGCCUGUGCUUCCAUGACCGGGUUCGUCCAGUCGGUUCUUCCUGCGCUGCCACCCCCGCGUGCGGGAGACCGUUUCUCUUGCUUGUACAUACGUGAUUGCUGUGCGCGCACCCUGCCGCCGUACGGCCGCAGAAACACUGAAGUAACGAGUCUAGUUUUCUUGAUGUCUUAAAACUAUGAGUGUUGGAGCUUAGGGUCUUAAACUGUCUGUGUACACUUGAGGCAUUGUUCAGUUAAGAAAUAAAUGUGGCAUUUAUGCAAAUACUGCA